AUGCGCUAUGCCGUCCUCGUCACCGGCCCAGCUGGCGCUGGAAAGUCCACCUUCUCCACCUCUUUCAUGACACACCUCCGCAUGGCUAAACGGCCCGUGAACAUCGUCAACCUUGAUCCAGCAGCAACCGGCGACGCCUUCGAGUACGAGCCUGCGAUCGACAUACGCGACCUCGUUUCUCUGGAGGACGUUAUGUCGGAAAUGGGUUAUGGCCCAAAUGGUGGUCUUGUCUACUGCUUCGAGUACCUGCUGCAAAAUAUGGACUGGUUGGAAGAAGAGCUGGGUGGUUAUGACGAAGAUUACCUGAUCAUAGACUGCCCUGGGCAAAUUGAGCUCUACACACACCACCCCUUCCUCCCCACCUUGGUCCGAAAUCUGACCCGAAUGGGUAUUCGCACAAGCGCUGUGUACCUCCUUGAGUCUCAGUUUGUUGAGGACCGAUACAAGUAUUUCAGCGGCGUUCUGUCUGCCAUGUCUGCUAUGGUGAAUCUAGAAGUACCUUGGAUCAAUAUCAUGUCAAAGAUGGAUCUCAUCACAUCCAAUCCCGACGACCCCUCUGGAGGCGCGCGGAAUGGCCGAAGGGCCCGCAAAGACAUCGCUCGUUACCUCGAACCGGAUCCGUUACUCCUCGCUGGGGUUCCUGGCGCUCCAGCUGAGGCAAAUCCGCGGUUCCAUGCGCUCAAUCAAGCUAUCGUACAACUUAUUGAGGACCAUCCUCUUGUCUCAUUCCUCCCCCUAGACUUGACAUCUACAGAUUCACUCGAGACUGUCGUUAGUCAUAUAGACUUUACUAUGCAAUACGGAGAAGACGAAGAACCAAAAGAGCCACACGACCUUGACGAGGGCGACUUUGCGGACAUGGAGUGACAUACGACAGAUUUUCCCUUUACCACGUGCUCCUAGUGUUGUCAUUAUCAAACAAGAUACGAGCCUCCAAUCCGUGCAAUUCGGUGGUACAUUUUGCC
This is a messenger RNA of Coniophora puteana RWD-64-598 SS2, 965 nucleotides long. RefSeq lists its product as uncharacterized. The coding region runs from base 1 to 867 and encodes 288 amino acids. The transcript has 6 exons. Lineage: Eukaryota; Fungi; Basidiomycota; Agaricomycetes; Boletales; Coniophoraceae. The record is from RefSeq and is a predicted model, not a curated record. Gene Ontology annotation, molecular function: GTPase activity.